Molecule: messenger RNA, 4242 nt
Organism: Anas platyrhynchos (mallard)
Lineage: Eukaryota; Metazoa; Chordata; Aves; Anseriformes; Anatidae
Gene: BRINP2
Product: BMP/retinoic acid inducible neural specific 2
Biological process (GO): cellular response to retinoic acid; nervous system development; negative regulation of mitotic cell cycle
Cellular component (GO): cytoplasm; neuronal cell body; dendrite
Source: RefSeq, a predicted model, not a curated record
CGGCCGCGGAGCGCGGCGGGACCCGGGUGGCCGCUGCCCGCCGGGGGGCUCCGCGCCAUGGGGCGGCGGGGCCGGGCCCGGGGGGGCUGAGACGGAGCAGGAGGGGACGGGGCAGGACGGGACGGAGAACCCCCGGAGCCUGGGGGCAGGGCCCGUCCCUGAGGAGCGCGGCGGGGCGAGAGAAUGAAGAAGCCGGCCGGGCGGCAGCAGCAUGGGGCGGCAGGACCUGCGGCGCGCUGACGGGCCCCCGCCGAUGCUCCCGUGGCCACUGGCCCUGCUGGCCCUGAGCGCAUGCUGUGGGGCGGGCGGCGCGGUGCCCGAGCAGCAUGCCACCGGCGCCGCGUCCCCUUCGUCCCCAUCCUCAUCCUCCCCCAGCCGGGCACCCCUGGACUGGCUCCUCACCGACCGGGGUCCCUUCUACCGAGCCCAGGAGUACGUGGACUUCACGGAGCGCUACCGGCAGGGUUUCACCACCAGGUACAGGAUCUACAGGGAGUUCGCCCGCUGGAAGGUGAACAACCUGGCCCUGGAGAGGAAGGACUUCUUCAGCUUGCCGCUGCCCCUCGCCCCCGAAUUCAUCCGCAACAUCCGCCUGCUGGGGCGCAGGCCCAGCCUGCAGCAGGUCACCGACAGCAUCAUCAAGAAGUACGGCACACACUUCUUGCUCGCCGCCACGCUGGGAGGAGAGGAGUCGCUGACCAUUUUUGUGGACAAGCGCAAGCUGAGCCGCAGGGCAGAGCCCGCGGGGGCCGGGAACAGCUCGGCGGUGUCGCUGGAGACGCUGCACCAGCUGGCAGCCUCCUACUUCAUCGACCGGGAGAGCACGCUGCGCCGGCUGCACCACAUCCAGAUCGCCACCGCCGCCAUCAAGGUGACAGAGACGCGGACGGGGCCGCUCGGCUGCAGCAACUACGACAACCUGGAUUCGGUGAGCUCGGUGCUGGUGCAGAGCCCGGAGAACAAGGUGCAGCUGCAAGGGCUGCAGACGGUGCUCCCCCCGCACCUCCGGGAGCGUUUCGUGGCGGCUGCCCUGAGCUACAUCGCCUGCGGCUCGGCCGGGGAGCUGCUGUGCCGCCGGAGCGACUGCCGCUGCCAGUGCCAGCCUGCCUUCCCCCACUGCAACUGCCCCGAGGCCGACGUGCAGGCGCUGGAAGGCAGCCUGGCCCAGCUCCAUCGCGCCUGGGAGAGCCACCACGGCCAGUUCGAGGAGUCAGAGGAGUUCCAGGCCCUGGUGAAGAGGCUCCCAGGGGACCGUUUCCUGAACAGGACGGCCAUCUCCCACUUCUGGGCCAUGGACCUGGACGUCCAGCACCGCUACCAGCAGCUGGGCACCAGCCUGAAGCUGCUCGCCAGGAAAACCCACCGCAUCAUCCGCAGGCUCUUCAACCUCAGCAAACGCUGCCACCGGCAGCCUCGCUUCAAACUGCCCAAGGAGAGGUCGCUUCCUUACUGGUGGAGCCGCGCGCAGUCGCUCCUCUACUGCAGCGAGACCACCGUGCCCGGGACCUUCCUGGAGGAAAGCCACAGCUGCACGUGCCCCUCGGAGCAGCCCUCCUGCCAGGGGUCCAUCCCGUGUGCCUUGGGCGAGGGGACAGCCUGCGCCAGCUGCGCCGAGGACAACACCACCCGCUGCGGGGCGUGCAACCAGGGCUACGUGCUGGCCCAGGGCUCGUGCCGCCCCGAGGUGGCUGACUCGCUGGAGCACUACCUGGGGCUGGAGACAGACCUGCAGGACUUGGAGCUCAAGUACCUCCUGCAGAAGCGGGACAGCCGCAUCGAGGUGCACUCCAUCUUCAUCAGCAACGACAUGCGCCUGGGCAGCUGGUUCGACCCCUCCUGGAGGAAGCGCAUGCUCCUGACCCUGAAGAGCAACAAGUACAAACCCGGGCUGGUGCACGUCAUGCUGGCCCUGUCCCUGCAGAUCUGCCUCACCAAGAACAGCACGCUGGAGCCCGUCAUGGCCAUCUAUGUCAACCCCUUUGGGGGGAGCCACUCGGAGAGCUGGUUCGUGCCCGUCAACGAGGGCAGCUUCCCAGACUGGGAAAGGACUAACGUGGAUGCCUCUGCCCAGUGCCAAAACUGGACGCUCACCUUGGGCAACAAGUGGAAGACCUUCUUUGAGACGGUCCACGUCUACCUGCGGAGCCGCAUCAAGUCUCUGGACGACAGCUCCAACGAGACGAUCUACUACGAGCCCCUGGAGAUGGCAGACCCCUCCAAGAACCUGGGGUACAUGAAAAUCAACAGCCUGCAGGUCUUCGGCUACAGCCUGCCCUUUGAGCCGGACGCCAUACGCGACCUGAUCCUGCAGCUGGACUACCCCUACACGCAGGGCUCCCAGGACUCGGCCAUGCUGCAGCUGGUGGAGAUCAGGGACCGGGUGAACAGGCUGUCGCCCCCCGGCAAAACCCGCCUCGACCUCUUCACCUGCCUGCUGCGCCACCGGCUCAAGCUGGCCAACAAUGAGGUGGCCAGGAUCCAGUCCUCCCUGCGGGCCUUCAGCGCCAAGCUGCCCAACGCGGUGGAGCAGGAGACGGGCAAGCUGUGCAGCUAACGGCCAGGGCUGCUCAGACGGCGGAGCGACAGGGACGGGAGAGAGGAAAAACACCCCCGACAGAUUAAAUCAAGGCCUUACCUUAGUGCCAACCGCGUGCUUCCACGGUACACCCAGCCACUGGCUGAAGGGAUGCAGGGCUCGAGCGGAGGAAGGCAGCAGGACCUAGGGCGCAGGAUGACUCUGGUGGGGACAUUGCUUCUGCUCGAGCACGCCACGCUGGUGGCCAAGGGGAUGUGCUGCUGGCUGGGGGACACAGCUCCGAUGGAGGCAGCUGCUGGCCCCACCACAGCGAACCCCUCAAGACCCCAACCUGGUGCACGCCAUUGGUUCCUCCAGCGACAAUCUCUGCGGUGCCUCAGCUUCAUAGGCUUUUUAAAAUGUCUUUCUGCUGAUGCUCUCACAUCCCAACCUUCCUACGGCUGUGUCCUUGCACGUGGCAUGGGGGGGACCAAGAUGUGACGGGCAGACCCGAGGCACCACCACCCCGCACAUGGGCAGGGACCUGGCGUCUGCCCCAUGGGCACUGCCAUUGUGGACACCGGGAGAGACCUCUGGGCCGCUUUUCUUUACAGCAAAACAAGAGCAAGAGAAGGAAAGAGAAAGAAAAAAAAUGUUUUAUUUAUGUAUUUAUUUAUUUGGUUGGUUUGGGAGGGAGUUUUUUAAGCCUAUUUAUUUGGGGAGGGUUAUUUCUCGUCGGUGGCUCCAGCCAAGGGACAUCUUAGUAAAAUGUAUCUGUUUAAUAUAUUUUUUAAAAAAAUGCCUUUUUUUGAGCAAAAGAGUAACCAAAACAACUGAGGAAAAAAAAAAAAAAAAAAAGAACACUUACUGUCAUCUCUGGCCCUGGCUCCUCCAUUGCCAUGCUGCAGGGGGGUGGUGAGGAGACCCCCGUGCUGUGUCCCCCACAUUUCUCUGUGCCCCCAGGGCAGAGGUUGGGAGCUCAGCCCAUGCUGGCCGGCCCUCUGCCUCCCACCAAGGGCUUGGUUAGCUGCCAGGGCUGUGCCAGGGGCUCUGAGGUGGCCCAUUAUGACCGUCGGAUGCGCUCCCUGUGGCACGUAGCACCUCCUCGGGCAUGGUAGAUGUGGCCCUUAGGAGCCUCUCAUAGUGCCCCGGAGAUGUGGUGUGGAAGGAGACGGGCACUGACUGACCUCAGCCGCCCUUUCUGGGCACUCAGCCACGUAGAUGAUGGUCAGAGCUGUGCCGUGGUGCCCUUCCCUGGGCUAUGGGGGGAGGUUGCUCCAUACCUGCAGUGUCCUCGUUGCCCUCCUCGUUCAUUGUCCCUUAGAAGGGGCAAAAAACAGGUGCAGCCCAUCCUGAAUGCCCCCAAAGCUGCCUCAGCUCCCCAUCAGCUAAACCCAGCGCAGGCAGCAAGGGCAGCACUGCAUCCCCCAUCACAGGGUCUUCAAAAGACAUCACCUCCAGCCCCAUGGAGGUAAGACAGGAGUGGGAAAGUCCCCUUCCUACCCUGCUUCCUACCCCAAGGCUGAAGAAGAGCAGCAGCCCCACUGCUCAAGGCAAUCUUCACGACUCUGCCAAAUCCUCCCUGGCUGCCAAAACUUGUCUGUGUGACUGCUGGAAGAGCCACGGCAACCCGGAUUCAUCUCUCCUGCUGCUCCCCCUCUCCUCCAUCCUUGGGCGAUACAGAUGAAGAGAUAAGCAGGAGGAAAAUAAAAGCGGAGUAGAUAAAC